This is a messenger RNA of Gaeumannomyces tritici R3-111a-1, 1164 nucleotides long. Its product is annotated as developmental regulator VelB. Bases 1 to 1164 code for a protein of 387 amino acids. Lineage: Eukaryota; Fungi; Ascomycota; Sordariomycetes; Magnaporthales; Magnaporthaceae. The transcript is spliced from 5 exons. The record is from RefSeq and is a predicted model, not a curated record.
AUGUCUCACCAACCAUCUGGCGGCGCAUCCAAUUCCAACAGGCCCGCCACCACCGCCGCCGCCUCCGCCGCCGCCGCCCCCGAGAUGCACGCGGUCCAGACCGCUGGCGCGCCUCAGGCCCAGCCCGAGCCGCUCAAGCCGCUCGUCGGAGAGCAGAACGGAUGGACCUACCGGUUAUACGUCGCCCAGCAGCCCCAACGCGCCCGCAUGUGCGGCUUUGGCGAUAAGGACCGAAGACCAAUCACCCCGCCACCUUGCGUCCGUCUAGUCAUCACCGACAAGAAGACGGGCAAGGAGAUAGACUGCAAUGAAAUCGAUCAUGCCAUGUAUGUCCUCAACGUGGACCUCUGGUCUGAGGAUGGCUUGAAGGAGGUGAAUCUCGUCCGCCACACGUCGGCCACCCCCUCUAUCUCGUCGACCACCCCAGCAUCGUUUGCGAAUAUCGACGAGGCCACGCCCGCCUUCUCGCCCUUUUUGCCCUCGAAUCGCGACAUACCCCAGUACCCCGGCGCCCCCGGCUAUCCUCCGAGCGUGACCCCCUACGCCCAGGGCGGUUAUACCCCACAGGCCAUGCCGUCUGUUGCGAACCCUUAUGGUAUGGUCGGCAACGGCUUCGCCGGUCAGACAGCGCAGUAUUACCCCGGCCAAGCAGAUGUGCACGGCGGGAUGGCCUCCCAGGCCAUGACCCCGUAUGGCCUACCACGCAUGUUCAACGGCACACCCGAGAUGCCCAUGCCGCAGCACCACAGGAUGACCGCCAGCCACCAGCCCCAAGGGAUGUUUACCAGAAACCUUAUUGGGAGCCUUUCCGCCAGCGCCUUUCGUCUCCAGGACCCGCAGGACAAAAUCGGGAUUUGGUUUGUCCUGCAGGAUCUCAGUGUCAGGACCGAGGGCACAUUCAGGCUACGUUUUUCUUUCGUGAAUGUCGGGGUACCUCCGAGAUCGUCCAACGGGGGUUCGUCGAGCCAGGUCGUCAACACAGGCAAGGCACCCAUCUUGGCAUCAUGCUUUAGCGACGCGUUCCAGGUGUACUCUGCCAAGAAGUUCCCUGGCGUUUGUGAGAGCACGCCCCUCAGCAAGUGCUUUGCCAACCAAGGCAUAAAGAUACCGAUCCGGAAAGAAGGGGGCAAGGGCAACGACGGUGGAGACGACGACGAUGACUAG